Messenger RNA from Bombina bombina (fire-bellied toad), 1031 nucleotides. RefSeq lists its product as uncharacterized. The transcript has 6 exons. NCBI's taxonomy places the organism in Eukaryota, Metazoa, Chordata, Amphibia, Anura, Bombinatoridae. Bases 420 to 1031 code for a protein of 203 amino acids. The record is from RefSeq and is a predicted model, not a curated record.
CAGGAGUGGAAGGCUGCUGAAGAAGAGAAAAAACAGAAAAAAGCUAACAAAGAUAAGGAAACAGCAAAAAUAGCAACUUCCCCUAAUGUAAAUGUUUCACGAACUGCUUGUGCCAGAGGUACAGCUCCACAAUCAAGAGGUGCGGCGAAAACCAUUCCCAACGCUAAAAAAACUAUUGCAGCAACAGCCAGAGGGGUCAACAAUAAAGCUGUUUCUACUAAUGUAGCAAGGGGGCGUGGUACAACUGGAUUGUCAACAAGCAAAAACAUAAUGACUUUGAAACCAAAAGCUCCAAGUACUCCCGUAAAAGCUGCAGAACCACAGUUAUCAUCAAUACAAAAUCCUACAGAAUCAGAAACCUCCUGUGCACCAGUUCAAGGGGGCGUGGUACAACUGGAUUGUCAACAAGCAAAAACAUAAUGACUUUGAAACCAAAAGCUCCAAGUACUCCCGUAAAAGCUGCAGAACCACAGUUAUCAUCAAUACAAAAUCCUACAGAAUCAGAAACCUCCUGUGCACCAGUUCAAGACUUUACUUCCAUACCUGUGUCGCUAAAUCAGUGUUCUUAUUUGCAUCGCUUGGGCUUAGCACGUGCACUUUCUCGUACCAAAGAGACAGCAGCAGAAGCAUCAUCUUUGUAUCAAGAAGUAAUAAAAAUGGCACCAGAGGUGCAUGAUGCUUACAUUGAACUGGCAGAUCUACUCUUAAACACAGACCCACUUGCUGCUGUUGACAUUUACUGUCAGUAUCCACAAAACUCAGCCAAAGAACAAUCAUUUGAGGAUGCCUUCAUCCCUGGAGAGAUAGUGCGUCUUCUGAUAAAAUGUGAAAAAUAUGAUGACCCUCGUUUACCUAUCAAUAUGAUUUCAUAUGGAAAAGUCAUGGGAAUAGGUUGUCUAGAAAAAUAUAUCACUAUCCUAGAAGAAAAAUUCAAAACAAGCAUCCUCAAGAGCGUUUAUGCAGGAAUCCACAGCAAGUCAGUAGAUGAUGAAGACCUCCAGAAUUUCUUUCGUUUUAAGUGUUGGAUUUAA